This is a messenger RNA of Nicotiana tabacum (common tobacco), 1905 nucleotides long. The record is from RefSeq and is a predicted model, not a curated record. NCBI's taxonomy places the organism in Eukaryota, Viridiplantae, Streptophyta, Magnoliopsida, Solanales, Solanaceae.
AUGGAGAAGCAUAUUUUCUUAUUGAUUCUUCUCUUUCUAUUUCAAUAUUACUCCGUUUUUAUAUCGGCUGCUUCCUCAAAUGAAACAGACCAACAAGCUCUACUAGCUUUCCAGAAACUUGUUACAAGUCCCAGUUCUUUUUUGGCCAAGAACUGGACGAAGAAUACUUCUUUUUGCUCUUGGUUUGGUGUCACUUGCAGUUCAAAAAGGCAAAGAGUUGUGGCCUUGACUCUUCCUAAUUUGCAACUUCAAGGAACAAUUUCCCCAUCAUUGGCCAAUUUGUCGUUUCUCGGAGAGCUCAAUCUUAGGAACAACUUCUUCUAUGGACGCAUACCCGAUGACAUUGGCCACUUACCUCGCUUGCGAGUGAUUGAUAUUCAAGACAAUCAACUCCAAGGAAGUAUUCCAACAAGUCUAUUUCAACACCAAAAAGUUCAAACAGUAUCAUUGGCUUUAAAUAAACUCAGUGGUGAAAUGUGGAAGGGGCCAUGGUAUGUACCAGAACUCAGAGUCUUAAAUCUCUUUAACAAUAGCUUCACAGGUAUAAUUCCUCCUUCUAUUGGAAAUUCUACAAAAUUGAUGAACUUAAGUUUGUCUGGGAAUGGAAUUAACGGCAACAUUCCAAAGGAGAUUGGUAAUCUGAGCCAACUUGCAGUGUUGUCCUUGAAUGAUAAUCAAUUAACAGGUUCCAUUCCUGCAGCACUGUUUAAUAUCUCCUCGUUACUUAUCAUAUCUCUAGCAAGAAAUAGCCUUUCGGGUCCUCUCUUGCCUGAUGAAGGGAAGAUUUUGUCAAAUUUAGAGUUUUUAGGUGUAUCUUACAAUCAAAUUUCUGGUCGCAUUCCUUCCAACAUUUGCCAACUUGCCGAGCUGAAAAUUUCGUCCAUAUCUUUCAACAACAUAAAUGGAGAAAUACCCAGAAAUAUUGGUUGUUUAGCCAAUCUCGAGGAGUUCUAUAUUGGUAAUAAUCCAACAAGUGGGACUAUUCCUGCAUCAUUGGGCAAUAUUUCCACUCUGCAAAAUCUUAAUGCUGCAAACAAUAGCCUACAGGGGCCAAUUCCUCCAGAAUUAGGGAAGCUAUCCAAUUUGAGGCAAUUAGGCUUUGAUCUAAAUCAUAAUCUUAUUGGUCAAAUUCCAGAUGCUAUUUUCAAUAUAUCUUCUUUGGAACUCAUUGGUUUCAGUUUCAGCAACCUCUCGGGAAGAAUUCCAGACACUACAGGUCGUCGUCUUCCAAACCUCAGAGGAAUUUACUUGUCAUACAAUCAGCUUGAAGGGGAAAUUCCUCCGUAUAUCACAAAUGCUUCCAAACUUAACACACUGGCGCUAGAAAUGAACCUUCUCACUGGCACUAUUCCUACAAAUUUGGGGAAUCGUCGUGAGCUGCGAGGAUUAUUCCUAUUUGGUAAUCAACUUAACAAUGAACCAAGUGAAUAUGAGCUACAAUUCUUAAAUUCAUUGGUGGACUGUAGGAUGUUGCAAUAUCUAGCAGUGGGUUCCAAUCUGUUGAAUGGCAUUCUGCCCAGUACUAUUGGGAAUCUUUCAUCUACUAUUGAAAUAUUUCAUAUAGCAGAUGCACACAUCAAUGGUCUCAUCCCCAAAGGUAUAGGCAACAUGAGCGAACUAACGAAACUAAACUUUCAAGAUAACAACUUAAUUGGGAGUAUUCCUUAUGAGGUUGGUAGGCUUAAAAAACUCCAAGGGCUAUAUUUAAGUAACAAUAAAUUACAAGAGCAUAUUCUAGAUGUAGUAUGUGAUUUAUCUAAUUUGGUUGUAUUAUAUUUGCAUGAAAAUGAGCUAUCUGGGGUGAUUCCAGAAUGCAUAGGAAAUCUUAGCAUGCUACAACAGCUUGAUUUGGCGUCUAACAAUUUUUUAUCAAAGCUUCCUUUGAGCCUUUUGGAAAAUGAGUAG